UUUUUCUUCUUUUUUUUUUUUGGCACCCCGCAUCUUGACCCUACUAGAUGAACCAAGUUCCAGAGCCCAGAGUGGGAUUUGCUUGAUGUCAUGUCCACUGCCCUCCCCCUUUCCCACGUCUAAGUCUAUAUAACGCGCCCGACCCGUUCCAUCUAUCAUAUCAUAUCAUAUCUCCCAUAUUUCAAAGUCACCCAUACCCAUCACCGCUACGAUCCAUCCAUCAUCAAACCGGCAAAUUAUCGUACCUGGUGAUAUCCAGCGACGAACAAACACAGCACCAGCACUCGUACAAUACAGUAUCAUCUCAUACCAUGGGGGUUACCACGACACAGGGGUCGAUUGUGUUGCCGAGAUUGCAGUACCGUACGAGCACAAUACACACGUGCGGGUUCGGUCCGGUAAGAAGCGGUAACUGUAACUGGGUGGGUGGUGGGUAGGGCUGGGAUUGCAGUGUACGAGUACUUUGUAGAGUACGUGUAGUAUCACAGCACUCGUACUUUACUGGUACUCGUGUAGAGUACAAGUACGGCAAGUACCGGCAGCCCAUCUACCGGAGAUUAAGUUUUUGGGGUCCUUGUGGGAGGGAGGGAGGGAGGAAAAAAGGUGAAAGUUGGAGGAGGGCUUUGUUUUGUUUGUUUUGUUUUGGGCGGCCUCAUGAGUGUGAGGAAGAAAGGAAGGAAGGAAGGAAGGAAGUGGGUGAGCGGUUGGGGACGGCGCUUGCUAUCGUUACGGUAUUACAAUGUACGGUGCUUCGCGCUUGGGGGAGUUUUUCCUUGUUUUAUUGUGUCAUAGCUUUAGACUAACGUGGAGGAGAGUUGGGUGGACGGCUGGGGUAUGAUGAUGGCUUGAGAGGUUGCUGGGGGAAACAUGUUCGCGAAUGUCGUCGCACGCUGAGGCCUUGUCCAAUGGUUCCCGUCCAAUUCGAUCUUUCAAAUCAAUCAUAACUUGCUCUUUUCCCUCCUUUUUUCUUCUUCCCUCCCUCCCGGUAUCAUAGUGAGAGAGUAUCAUAGUGAGAGAUACGAUACCGUGUUCAUCUUUCCCUGAAAUGUUUCAUCCCGGCUCUACUGUUUUCCAUCUCUAUACGGAGUACCAAACCCGUCCGAUGGUUGCAGAGGAAAAUGUUGGGUUGCGAUACUUGCACGGUGCCCACUGCCCACUACUCCCCGCCAGUCUUCCCGUGUCCUCGUCCGUGUGUUCACCAGCGGGCGUGGUAAUUACAAUGUUUGCUUUGGCAAGAAAGGAGGAGGGUAAAAAUGACAUCUAUGACACGGUACCGUACUGCACACCCUCCUCCACAAUGGGAAAAAGAGAGAAAAAAAAGAAAAAAGGAAUAGAAAAAAAAAGGGAGCGGAAAGGGAAGGGAAGGGAUGGGCAAGAAAAAAAAGGAAAAAAAGGAAAAAGGAGCUGAUCAGAUCUAUCAGAUCCACCGAAACCUUUUUCUCCCACCUUUCUUUCACCUCCCAAGACUUUUUCUUUUCUUCCCUUUGCUUCAACAGCCGAAUGACGAGCGCUGAAAACCAGCGAUUUUUUUCUCUUGUGGAGGAAAAAAGAAAGAUGGGGGACUCGAUGCACCAAUACCAAGAUCCGGGCCCAGACCGUUUAACUUGACUUGAUGCACGAGAAGAAGGGGGCAUUAAGUUACUUACCGACCGACGAGACAAGAUAAGACAAAGCCCAGGCAAUGCCCAGAUAUUGCCAAUGCCAAACCUCUGGGCGCGAUAAAAAAUCCCAAUCGCUGGGCAUCAUCAGGGAAGGGAAGGGAGGGGAAAGGGAGGGAAGGAAAGGGAAAGGGAGUUGCUUCCUGGCUGUAUGUAACCCGCCCAAGCCAAAUCCUUCACCACCGACUUCUCUUUUAAUACUUUCUAAUCUCUUGGCUACAAAGGGCUUUUCUCCGUUGGUUUAAAUUGAACAAAAAAAUUAAAAAAAAACUCUUGGUUUUAUCUCGGCGCGCCGCUACUUGAUCUGCUUUUCUCUUUUGCUUUCCUUGGUGCUGUACGUUCGAGUUCAAACUGCGGUGCUCAAAAGGUGGGUUGGGUUGUUGCCCACAUUUUGGCCGUUUCCUUUCGCUCUUCUUCCUCUUCCCUCCCUUUUUCUCUCCUUCAUACCAGAUAUGAGAGGAGAGAAGAGUGGUGGCGGUGGCACUCUUUUGGCACUCUUCUUUUGCAUCUUCUGACCUUUCGUCUGGUUCCGCCAUGAGAUACUUGUCGUCGGUCGCCUUUCACUCCUGCAUCGAUUGAGCAUUUAUUCGCAUGCGAUACGGUACCUACCUAUACCCUUUCCCGCCGCCCAUCGCUGCUCUGAGAAAAAGAGGUUAUCGCUGUAACGCCGUAUUUAUUAAUUUCUGCUUUUUAAUUUAUUUUAUUUUUUUUUCAUUCUUUUUGGACCCUUCCUUUUCUAGUUCGUUACCGUACUCGUACUAUUGAAGCGUACCUUCUGUCCCCCCGUGUGGUGUGCCCCCGUACCGUACCAACCGGAUCUUCUGCAUUGCAUGCAUGACGCCCCGCGAGAAUUAUAGUCGGUCGUACGAGGAGGAAGUUCGGGGAACGGCGGUGGAUGGGGAUUGGGGUGAUCGUAAUGUGACGGCGAGGGCAAAGACGAUGGGGAAGGGAGAGGGGAGUAUCAGGACUAGUAUGGCUUCGGCUUCCACUGUUGUGAUGGCAGCGGGGGUAGAAACGACGACAGCGGCAACAGGCGGGACUGGGGUGAGCGGAAAGGGGAGUGGGAAGGGGAAGAGUGGAGAUGCGGAGGGUGGUGCAGAUGUUGAAUGGGGUGGGGGCGUUUGCGGUGGAAGAGAAGGGAGCUCUAAUUCUUUGGGUGAUGGAGGUGGUGGGAAUGGUCGUACUGGUAGUGGUGGUAGAAGCGAUUGUGGUGGUGGGGUGGACGAAACGGUGACCCGAGAGGUGGCUUUUUCCCGGCCUCGCGCAACCCCGCAGCAGCAUCGGCGAGCCAACGAAAGAAGCAUACCAUCUUCAGUAGCCCCUCGCGAUGGGCCUCGAGAGUAUGAUUUAGAAUCCUUGGGCGAGCAUUCACGCGAAGCUUCAUCAUACGUGUGGAGAGUAUUGGUAUCUUCCCACUCUUUACCAUUCACAUCCCCAUCCUCUCAUUCCUCGUGCAAAUCGCGUGAAACACCUCGUCCACUAACAUAGUGAAUUAGGUCUACUUGGUCCUUGUGAACCCUUUCCUCUGCCUCCUCAACACCCUAUACACAGCUCUAGUCCUCCUCCUAUCAACAUUCACCUUUCCAAUCCGAUCGUUUCUCUCGUCUAAUGCCCGAUUCUUGUCUUGCGGCACGCAUGCCAGCCUUGCGUUCCUGCUGCUAAUGCAUCUAAGGUUCAUAUGUCCAGACAAACCCCGGCGAUCGACUCUUCCCGUGGCAGAGGACUUUGCAGGGCGGAGGCUCGUUCUCGUGCACGUUUUUGGCCCCUUUGUUGCGCCUUUGUUCUCUAUUGGCGCGGGGGUGCUGAUGCUGCUGUGGGUUUAUACUGAAGUGCUGCUUGGCGAGAGGAAUGAUGGGGGCGGAGCCGAGUAUAGGGGCGUUCUGUUUCUCAAGGGGAAGUGGGAGGAGUAUAUCCUUAGUGGGUUGAAGCCAAAGUGUAUUGAUUCUUGAUAUGUUUUUUUUUCCUUUUUUUCUUCCCUUUUUUCUCUUUUUCCUUGUUGGUGGUCUCUUCCGAGUUGCCUGUUUUUGUUGGAUUUUUUAUAGGGGAUUUUCUUUUCUUUUCCUUUCUUUGAUCUCACCGUCUCAGCCGGCCCCCCUGCGCUUCUACCGGUGCUCCCUCUCUCUGCCCUCAUAUCUAUGUAUCUUUCCCGGUCGGCGUUUGGGCUUUUAUUUUUCAUCUCCUUCAUUUCCACCCCCCCCAACCUCAACAUCGCUCAAUAACUUGUACAUACCAUCCUGUAAUCCUCGAGUCGACUAUGAUAUCGGCACCGUACAAACACCCGGAAAUUUCAUCGUCGCCUCCCUUUCCCUCUCCCCGUAACCCAAUCUUGGUAACUGCCCUACCCUUGCAAGAUCCACCACCAUCCAUCAUUCAUUCAUUCAUUCAAAAAAUCAAAAAAGAACCACAUGAGGUCUUUUUCGCAUU
Molecule: messenger RNA, 4082 nt
Organism: Tuber aestivum (summer truffle)
Lineage: Eukaryota; Fungi; Ascomycota; Pezizomycetes; Pezizales; Tuberaceae
Source: the annotation of a GenBank genome assembly